This is a messenger RNA of Myotis brandtii (Brandt's bat), 1443 nucleotides long. It is a transcript of the gene DCUN1D3, whose product is annotated as DCN1, defective in cullin neddylation 1, domain containing 3. NCBI's taxonomy places the organism in Eukaryota, Metazoa, Chordata, Mammalia, Chiroptera, Vespertilionidae. Gene Ontology annotation, biological process: protein neddylation; positive regulation of ubiquitin-protein transferase activity. Gene Ontology annotation, molecular function: cullin family protein binding; ubiquitin-like protein binding; ubiquitin conjugating enzyme binding. The transcript is spliced from 4 exons. The coding region runs from base 262 to 1176 and encodes 304 amino acids. The record is from RefSeq and is a predicted model, not a curated record. Gene Ontology annotation, cellular component: ubiquitin ligase complex.
GGAUGGUAGGUGCUUUGGACCCGCCGGGCCGCCGUCCUUGCCAGAAAGGGUUUCACUGGAGGAACCUCUGGAGCAACUAUGUUGAUACCAGUGAACCUGGUCAAUUCUUCCUGCAUAUCCUGAAGCUGCUGCACAGUAGAACUGGAUUUUAAUUGAGUUGGCUGGCUCCUCUGGCUGAUGGCAUGUUGAGAUUCAAGGGCCGGUGGCAGCGAGGGCUUCUGAUCCAGAGGGGACCGCUCUAAAGGCCAGGCCACCAGUACCAUGGGCCAGUGUGUCACCAAGUGCAAGAAUCCCUCCUCAACCCUGGGCAGCAAGAAUGGAGACCGUGACCCCAGCAGCAAGUCACACAACAGGCGAGGUGCAGGCCACCGCGAGGAACAGCCGCCGGCCUGUGGCAAGCCAGGUGGGGAUAUCCUCGUCAAUGGGACCAAGAAGGCAGAGGCUGCCACGGAAGCCUGCCAGCUGCCCACGUCCUCGGGAGAUGCUGGGAGGGAGCCCAAGUCCAGUGCCGAGGAGUCUUCCUUGCAGAGGUUGGAGGAACUGUUCAGGCGCUACAAGGAUGAGCGGGAGGAUGCAAUUUUGGAGGAAGGCAUGGAGCGCUUUUGCAAUGACCUCUGUGUUGACCCCACGGAAUUUCGAGUGCUGCUCUUGGCUUGGAAGUUCCAGGCUGCUACCAUGUGCAAAUUCACCAGGAAGGAGUUUUUUGAUGGCUGCAAAGCAAUAAGUGCAGACAGCAUUGACGGGAUCUGUGCACGGUUCCCCAGCCUCUUGACAGAAGCCAAGCAAGAGGACAAAUUCAAGGAUCUGUACCGGUUUACAUUUCAGUUUGGCCUGGACUCUGAAGAAGGGCAGCGGUCACUGCAUCGGGAAAUAGCCAUUGCCCUGUGGAAGCUAGUCUUUACCCAGAACAACCCGCCAGUGUUGGACCAGUGGCUACACUUCCUAACAGAGAACCCCUCGGGGGUCAAGGGCAUCUCCCGGGACACUUGGAAUAUGUUCCUUAACUUCACUCAGGUGAUUGGCCCCGACCUCAGCAACUACAGCGAAGAUGAAGCCUGGCCGAGCCUCUUUGAUACCUUUGUGGAGUGGGAGAUGGAGCGGAGGAAGAGGGAAGGGGCCGGGGGUGGUGUGCGCAGCUCAGGGCCCUUGGGCUUGUGUCCCCAGGAGCAGACUUAGUGCUCUGUCCCAGGGCUGCGCUGCCCUGGAGCCAGCCGAGGAAUGGACCUUUCUGGAAAUUACCGAAGAUCCGGAUAUUUUCUACUUUACACCUUUCUCUGCCUUGUAUCUGAAAGGGCUCUAAAAUGCUGUAUCAUGUUUUAGGCACUUUCUUCACUUUUUGGUUAUUUUGGUUAUUUCCUUUUUGGGGGGAUCCCCCAAAAUAUUUGAACCUGGCUACAUGUUAUGUAUCUUUUUUAUAAGCCUUCAGAUAGAAUAAGCCUGCCA